AUGGCUAAAAAGUGGUCGAUUCAUCGAUUAGAUGUCAAAAAUGCCUUUUUACAUGAUGAUUCGAAGGAAACUAUUUAUAUCCAUCAAUCUCCGGGUUUUGUUGAUCGGAGAGCACCCUGCUAUGUGUGUCGACUUCGCAAGGGUCUAUAUGGGUUGAAGCAAGCUCCUAAAGCUUGGUUGCGAGAGAAGAUCAUAUCUGAGUUGCAAACUGAGUUUCCUAUGUCUAAUUUUGAGAUUUUAGAGCGUGCAGGUAUAGGCUCUUGUAAACCUGCAGCUACUACAGUUGACACUGAGUCCAAACUUAGUGUAGAUGCAGUGCAACAGGUGUGUCUUUUUAUGCAUGAUCCCAGGAAAUCUCAUUAUGAUGCUUUAAAGCGCAUUAUGCGCUAUGUUCAGGGCACCAUUGAUGAUGUCUUAUAUUUAUAUCCGUCUGCUUCUACUCGUUUGAUUACUUACAUUGACGCUGACUAG
Molecule: messenger RNA, 471 nt
Organism: Chenopodium quinoa (quinoa)
Lineage: Eukaryota; Viridiplantae; Streptophyta; Magnoliopsida; Caryophyllales; Amaranthaceae
Exons: 4
Coding region: 1-471 (156 amino acids)
Source: RefSeq, a predicted model, not a curated record